CACCCUAGGCGGCCAUCGCAGCUGCUGCAUGAGUUCCUUUCUUGACCUGCGAGACCAUUGCCCUUCUGCGUGCUCCAUGAUUACUAUGCAGGUUGCGAGCUUUGUCCUCAUUUCUUUAAUUGUAUGUAGGUUGUUUGAACCUCCGGCCUGGCUGUCCCCGUCUAAAGCUUUGCCAGAAAAGGCGUAAAAAGAUCUCCUCCUGCCUCUAACACUCUGAGCUGGAAGAAGAGCGUCCACUGCUGACCACAGCGCACAGGACAUGGCGAUUCUGCCGCACAUUCUGCUCCUCAGCCUCUUUAUUCUGACACCAAUCGCAACAGAUCAAAAUGAUGAAAGGCCAUUAGUGACCACGAAAUAUGGACAACUACGAGGUGUUACGGUGCCAGUAAAGGAAACAUCAAGAGUCAUUGAUGUAUUUUAUGGAGUCCCUUUUGCAAAACCUCCAGUCGGACCUCUGAGAUUUGCUAACCCGGAACCUCCUGAGCCGUGGAGCUCUGUUAGAGACGCCUCCAAGUAUGCCCCCAUGUGUUUACAGUUUGAACUGGUUAUGAGUAAAUUAAUAGUCGGUUACCGAUCCUCCCCUGUGAUGCCCCCAAUCUCAGAGGACUGCCUGUACAUGAAUGUGUAUACACCAGCCGACAGACACAAGAAAUCCAAAUUACCUGUCAUGUGCUAUAUACACGGUGGUGCGAUGGUUUUGGGGACGGCCAGUACAUAUGAUGGCUCUGCACUUAGCGCCUAUGAGAACGUAGUGGUUGUGACCAUACAGUACAGGCUGGGGAUCCCAGGAUUCUUCAGUACGGGAGAUAAGCAAUUUCCUGGUAAUUAUGGGUUUAUGGACCAAGUUGCUGCCCUACAAUGGAUACAGGAAAACAUUGCAGAUUUUGGUGGUGACCCCAGGUCCGUCACUAUAUUUGGUGAAUCUUCCGGUGCGAUGUGCGUCUCCGCUAUUAUGCUGUCUCCCUUAGCCAAAGGUCUGUUCCACGGCGCCAUCGCAGAGAGUGGAUCAGUAACCAACACAGGCUUUAUAGUCAGCAACUCUGAAGAGCUCGUUCCCUAUCAGGAGUUAGUAGCGAACAUAUCAGGCUGUGAUCUCGCCUCCUUAGCCGACUGUCUGAAGAAGAAAUCAGAAAAGGAGUUUCUCGCUAUUACCCAAACAAUGGGCGUGACAGCUUUUCCUGGAUCAGUGGACGGGGUUUUUCUACCUAAGCCAGUAAAGGAGAUGAUGGCUAACAAGGAAGGAAACAAGGUCCCGUUUCUCAUUGGAAUUAAUAAUCAGGAGUUCGGCUGGGAACUUCCAAAGCUAUUUGAUAUAACAGGGAUAACAGAAGGAAUGACAAGGGAGACAAUGAUCCAGAAGGUCCAAGAUGCUAUAUCGGUUCUGAGUCCUAACGUCAUCCCUUUCGUUGUUGACGAGUAUAUUGGUGACAUCACUGAUCCACUGAAGAUUCGUGAUCGCUUCUUGGACUUGUGUGGCGAUCAAAAGUUUGUUAUACCGGCUCUUCAGAUUGCAAAAUACUAUCGAGAUCUUGGGCCUCCCGUCUACUUUUAUGAGUUUCAGCACCCACCAUCCUUCCUGGCUCGCGAAAGGCCAAAAUUUGUGAAAUGCGAUCAUGGAGAUGAGAUCUUCUUUGUGUUUGGAGGAGCCUUCCUGAGGGACGGUGCAUUUUUUGCUGGACCUGCAACCCCUGAAGAGGAAGUCCUGACCAGGAAGGUUAUUAAAUACUGGACGAACUUUGCUCGGACUGGGAACCCCAAUAGUCGCAACCACACAACAUGGCGGCAGUACGGCACAGAAGAACACUAUAUGGAGAUGAACCUAAAUCUGAAAUCGUCUUCAAAGCUGAAGGAGAGUAAGUACAAGUUCUGGACUGAGACCCUUCCAGAGAAAAUCCAGUCCCAGAAAGCGGUUGGAGUUGAUCGUACAGAGCUGUAGAUCCUGACAUAGAAGCUUCCUACACAUGGAAGAACCAAACAGCGAGAGGAGUUAGGAGAGUUACAAUU
This is a messenger RNA of Bufo bufo (common toad), 2004 nucleotides long. Its product is annotated as fatty acyl-CoA hydrolase precursor, medium chain-like. The record is from RefSeq and is a predicted model, not a curated record. Lineage: Eukaryota; Metazoa; Chordata; Amphibia; Anura; Bufonidae. Bases 260 to 1936 code for a protein of 558 amino acids. The transcript is spliced from 14 exons.